GGCCGGGGGGGCCCUAUGGCCACGCCUGCCCUCCACCCCUCCAUGGGGCCCAGCCUUGGGGGCCCCUUGGGGUCACCCAGCCAGCUCCACUCGCCCAUCAACGGCAUGGGGCCGCCCUUCUCCGUCAUCAGCUCCCCGAUGGGGCCUCAUGCCAUGUCUGGACCGUCCACCCCCAGCCUCGGAUUCGGAGCUGGCAGCCCGCAGCUCAACUCCCCCCUGAACCCCGUGAGCAGCACAGAAGACAUCAAGCCCCCCCUGGGCAUCAACGGGGUUCUCAAAGUGCCAAUGCACCCCUCCUCCAUCAUGCCCGCCUUCACCAAGCACAUCUGUGCCAUCUGUGGAGACCGCUCCUCAGGCAAGCAUUACGGGGUAUACAGCUGCGAGGGCUGCAAAGGCUUCUUCAAACGGACGGUGCGAAAGGACCUGACCUACACCUGCCGGGACAACAAGGACUGCCUGAUCGACAAGCGCCAGCGGAACCGGUGCCAGUAUUGCCGCUACCAGAAGUGCCUGGCGAUGGGCAUGAAGAGGGAAGCUGUCCAGGAGGAGCGGCAACGAGGCAAAGACCGCAACGAGAAUGAGGUUGAAUCCACCAGCAGCGCUCACGAGGACAUGCCGGUGGAGAAGAUCCUGGAAGCUGAACUGGCGGUGGAGCCCAAGACGGAGACCUACAUCGAAGCCAACAUGGGCCUGACGCCUAAUUCGCCCAAUGACCCGGUCACCAACAUCUGCCAAGCGGCAGACAAGCAGCUCUUCACACUGGUGGAGUGGGCCAAGCGGAUCCCCCAUUUCUCGGAGCUCCCACUGGACGACCAGGUCAUCCUGCUCCGAGCCGGUUGGAACGAGUUGCUGAUCGCCUCCUUCUCCCACCGAUCCAUCGCGGUCAAAGACGGGAUCCUCCUGGCCACAGGCCUCCACGUCCACAGGAACAGUGCCCACAGUGCGGGAGUCGGGGCCAUCUUUGACAGGGUAUUGACCGAACUUGUGUCGAAGAUGCGAGACAUGCAGAUGGACAAGACCGAGUUGGGGUGCCUGCGAGCGAUCGUCCUCUUCAACCCAGACUCAAAGGGCCUCUCUAACCCUGCUGAGGUUGAAGCACUGCGGGAAAAGGUCUACGCCUCACUGGAGGCCUACUGCAAACAGAAGUACCCUGAGCAGCCAGGGAGGUUUGCCAAGCUGCUGCUCCGCCUGCCCGCCCUCCGGUCCAUCGGCCUGAAGUGCUUGGAGCACCUCUUCUUCUUCAAGCUCAUAGGGGACACGCCCAUCGACACCUUCCUGAUGGAGAUGCUGGAAGCGCCACACCAGAUGACUUAA
Messenger RNA from Protobothrops mucrosquamatus (brown spotted pit viper), 1314 nucleotides. Its product is annotated as retinoic acid receptor RXR-alpha. Gene Ontology annotation, biological process: retinoic acid receptor signaling pathway; anatomical structure development; response to retinoic acid. Bases 16 to 1314 code for a protein of 432 amino acids. Gene Ontology annotation, molecular function: nuclear steroid receptor activity; zinc ion binding; nuclear receptor activity. Gene Ontology annotation, cellular component: nucleus; RNA polymerase II transcription regulator complex. The record is from RefSeq and is a predicted model, not a curated record. The transcript has 9 exons. NCBI's taxonomy places the organism in Eukaryota, Metazoa, Chordata, Lepidosauria, Squamata, Viperidae.